This is a messenger RNA of Monopterus albus (swamp eel), 3360 nucleotides long. RefSeq names its product DnaJ heat shock protein family (Hsp40) member B12b (gene dnajb12b). The transcript has 9 exons. The record is from RefSeq and is a predicted model, not a curated record. Gene Ontology annotation, cellular component: endoplasmic reticulum membrane. Lineage: Eukaryota; Metazoa; Chordata; Actinopteri; Synbranchiformes; Synbranchidae. Gene Ontology annotation, biological process: cellular response to misfolded protein. Gene Ontology annotation, molecular function: Hsp70 protein binding. Bases 465 to 1571 code for a protein of 368 amino acids.
UCAGGGUGGAGAAACUGUAAUAAGUGAGUUUUUAACAUUUUUGCUUAAAAGAAUUACAUAAAUGAUUACUCAGUUACAAUGUAGGAGAGGUGGGUUACGUGUGUGUGCCCAGACACCUAUUGUUUUCCGUCCAUGACCUGAGCUGGUGUUGAACUGAGGGCACGGUUGCAGACAAAUGAAAGAUGAUUAACACAUCCACGGAUUUUCAUUUGCGUGACCUACAUUUGAAAACAAUUUGUCGCCAUCUAGAGGAGAAAUUAAGUAACACAGGAGACCGACACCAUCUUCGUAUCGGUCAAGCAGCGCUAAACUAUGUCCAAAAUCUAUUGAUACCAAAGAAAAACUGUCACACACUGACAAAUUUAUGUCACCAUCUGAUACUCUUUCUCUUUGCAGUUUCCCCAUGACGUCAUCAACAGGCGCAUUUAUUUACUUCUGGUCCAGUUAGCCGCUGCUUCGCUGCAAUGGAAGUAAACAGGGAAGAAGCGGAGCGCUGCAUUGAUAUUGCAACUGUGGCAUUAACCAACGACCAGCCGGAGAAGGCAAAAAGGUUCCUGGAGAAGGCACAGAGACUCUUCCCGACAGAGAAAGCCAAGGUACUGCUGGACCUAAUAGCAAAGAAUGGAUUUAUGCCUAGACAAGGAGCCCAUGCAGACGUUGGUGGGGGCACAGUCCCUCGACAGCGACAGACCACCAGUGAGGACACCAGGCCUGAAGAAAAGCCCUCGGACACCUCAAAACCCUAUACGGCAGAUCAGCUGGAAGCUGUGAGGAGAAUAAAACAAUGUAAAGACUUCUAUGAAAUUCUUGGAGUCCAGAAAGAUGUCUCUGAGGACGAACUCAAAAGAUCAUAUAGAAAACUUGCUUUGAAAUUCCAUCCAGACAAGAAUCAUGCUCCAGGUGCAACAGAGGCAUUUAAAGCUAUUGGCAACGCGUAUGCUGUUCUCAGCAACAAUGCCAAAAGAAGGGAGUAUGAUCAAUGUGGAGAAGAGAAAAAACACCCUUCAAGACACGGUCCAGAUAACAGAAACUUUGAGCCAGAUAUUUCACCUGAAGACCUAUUUAACAUGUUCUUUGGAGGAGGUUACCCAGCAAGUGAUGGUAAUGUGUACGCUAAUGGCAGGAUGCGUUACCAAAGGCGAGAGAGAAGAGAGCGACAACGAGAUGGCGGUCUUGCUGUGUUUGUGCAGGUCAUGCCCAUCCUCAUCCUGGUUAUUGUGUCAGCUCUCAGCCAGAUAAUGGUCAGCAGCCCCCCCUACAGCCUCAGCUUCAGGCCGUCAGGAGGUUAUACACAGAAGAGGCUGACUGAGAACCUGAAAGUGCCAUACUAUGUGGGGGAGCAGUUCUCCAAAGAGUUCACUGGAGUGAAUCUGAAGAACUUGGAGAGGACGGUGGAGGAUGACUACAUUUCCAACCUUCGCAACAAUUGCUGGAAGGAGAAACAGCAAAAGGAAGGCAUGCUAUACAGAGCUCGCUAUUUUGGAGACACUGAUCUGUACCAAAGAGCACAGAAGGCUCGCACACCAAGCUGCGCCAAGCUGUCUGAGAUCACAGCUUCAUUACAUGCUUGAGGCUGCUUUCAUAAUUAAAUUUCCAGAUUCAACAACAUAAGGGAUCAUUUGCUGUAAAUAGACGAGCUUUCACAGUCUGGAGACUGAAGGUGACUCCACAAGCAACACAAACAAACCAGCACCAGUCUGCAUCAAAGUGACAACACAAACUGGUUGCUAUGACCUUUAGUAUGUAAAAUUAAUGGGCUAAUGUUUUAAAAUGGAAAAAUGGUUUUAAAUAGCUUGUCCUAAUGACAAGAUAUAGGUUUGGAACAUAUCCAAACCCCAGUUUUGAGUGGAAACCAUGAAGCUGGCAGAGAUCAGCCUCAGUCUGAAACCAGAACCUAGUUUGAUAAGAUUUAGUUGUUAAGAUGUUAUUUAUGUAGCAGUUGAUUAGAUAAAACAGUAAAUGCUUCCUUUUUAAUUUUAUGCAGUCAAAUCAGUAGAGGUGUUUGAGGGGAAUUUGCUGAUUUGACUUCAAAGCAUAUUCUUAAACUAUGCAGGAAAAAUAUGAAACCUCUGAUGAAUAUACAUUCAUGUCUAAGGUUUGACACUUGAACACCUGAGAGUAGUCUUCUUCUUCUUCUUCUUCUGCCAUGUGUGUGCGAGAUAGCAAUUAGUAAAUGUCCCUUUACAUUUUGCCUCUGUUAAUUGUAUUAAGGAUGGCAUUUUAUAGGAUAACAUGAUGGCACUUCACAGUACAUGCCAAGAGAAUGAGCGAUGUGCCUACCUACUUUAACAGAUUCUGGUUUUGGAGAGUAAUGUCUCUGAUGAACAUCAUCUGUUGGAUAAAGGAAUUUGUCACAAUUUUUAAGUUUAUAGUAUGCACUUUAUUGUUUGUAUUUAUUUAAAAUGUAUUAUCAGACUAAGAAACUUAUACAGAGCUGGUUCACUUUUUCCCACCAGAUUUUUACUCCCAGAUGAAAAUAAAUAUGAAUGUUAAAUGUGUGAUUCAUCCCUCUGAGAAGAACAAGCACAGAAAUGUGGAGACAAAUGCUUAGUCAGCACAUCUGGCUCAUAAAAGCCCUGCUGGCUGGCUAGCUGACACCAGGAACUGGAAACAUGGCUGUGCGCAUGUUCACUUUUUGUGAGACGUGCAGAAUGUGUUUGGCAGGAACUCCUGCGUCACAUUCAUUCACAGCAAAUGUACUCAGCUGGUGUUGCAGGCUUUGCACAUCUGCUUCCUGCUAUUAACGUGCAGAUUCACACAUUUUUCGCCACCGUUACACACGCUGUGCCUGCCAGCCCAUCUAUAUGACAAUAUAGUAUAUUCCUCAUUGCAACAGAAAUCUUAGCAUUGGAAUAGUUUGUCAAAAAUCAUUAUACAUUUCUGUAUAUAAUAACAAACUUAUUUUCUCAAAUUUCAAUAGGAAACCUGAACUUGGAUGCACACUAGCUAUAGAUUAUUUCAAUGUGACAGGUUUUGUGAAAUAAGAUGGUAGAAAAGGCAGUUGUUUAAAAAAAAUAAUUUAUUGCAAUCAUUAAAGUACAAAAACAGUGCAAUGUUAUGUGUAUUUGAAUGUCAAAUAAAGUGGAAAACAGGACAGGUUAUAUGCGCACACAGGCUCAAGUUGCAGCUAUUCUGCUCUUGACUUCCAGCAGUCACUGUGGUCCUUAAUGGUCUGCUUUGUUUACAGUUAAAUUAACGGCCAUGUAUGGUCUUCAGUGGAUAUAACCAUAUAGGUAGCUGCCACUGUAUGGUUCAAUAGGAACUGGAGGUAUGCAUUUUUAAUACUUGCAAAACACCUAUUUACCAGAUAUAAUGUGAUGGUUACAUGUCACAAUUUGAAAAUGUACUCUGAAAUCUGAA